Clarias gariepinus (North African catfish) is the source of this 2627-nucleotide messenger RNA. It is a transcript of the gene glud1a, whose product is annotated as glutamate dehydrogenase 1a. Gene Ontology annotation, cellular component: mitochondrion. The record is from RefSeq and is a predicted model, not a curated record. Gene Ontology annotation, biological process: L-glutamate catabolic process. Gene Ontology annotation, molecular function: L-glutamate dehydrogenase (NAD+) activity. The transcript is spliced from 13 exons. Bases 133 to 1761 code for a protein of 542 amino acids. NCBI's taxonomy places the organism in Eukaryota, Metazoa, Chordata, Actinopteri, Siluriformes, Clariidae.
AACCCUGACUUUAGAUGGAGUUUGGCACUUCAGUGUAGAUCACACAGGCCAAACAGGGACAUCUCCCCCUACCACUCAGUCGCUCUUUUAUUUUCGGUUAAUCAAACUUUCCCCCCCGUGCUAGGUUUAGAAAUGUACCGGUACCUAGGAGAGCUCCUUACCCGGGCUGGAGGCAGCGCUCUGGCCUCGGGACUCGGCGAUGCCACCCUGCCGGCCUCGGCGUCUCUCAUGCGGCUGCGGCACUACAGCGAGGCCGCGGGGAAAGAAGACGACCCGAACUUCUUCCGCAUGGUGGAGGGCUUCUUCGACCGCGGCGCCGCUAUCGUCGAGGACAAACUCGUGGAGGACUUAAAGACAAGAGAGACGCCCGAGCAGAAGAGGCACCGAGUCCGAGGAAUCCUGAAAAUCAUCAAGCCAUGCAAUCACGUCCUGGCCGUGAAUUUCCCCCUGAAGAGGGAUAACGGCGAGUGGGAGAUGAUCGAGGGCUACCGAGCCCAGCACAGCCAGCACAGGACCCCGUGCAAGGGAGGUAUUCGUUACAGCACAGAGGUGUCUGUUGAUGAAGUGAAAGCUUUGGCUUCGCUGAUGACGUACAAAUGUGCUGUUGUUGAUGUACCUUUUGGAGGAGCAAAAGCUGGGUUGAAGAUCAACACCAAGAAUUAUUCUGACAAUGAGCUGGAGAAGAUCACAAGGCGGUUCACCAUCGAGCUGGCUAAGAAGGGAUUUAUUGGGCCAGGCAUUGAUGUCCCUGCUCCUGACAUGAGCACCGGCGAGAGGGAAAUGUCCUGGAUUGCCGACACGUACGCCAACACUAUGGGUCACCAUGACAUCAAUGCUCAUGCGUGUGUGACAGGGAAGCCCAUUAGCCAGGGGGGCAUCCACGGGCGAAUUUCAGCCACCGGGCGAGGAGUUUACCAUGGCAUUGAGAACUUUGUCAAUGAAGCUGCCUACAUGAGUCAGCUAGGUUUGACUCCCGGAGUUGCAGACAAGACCUUCGUUAUUCAGGGCUUCGGUAAUGUGGGCCUGCACUCCAUGCGUUACCUGCAUCGCUAUGGGGCGAAGUGUAUCGGCGUGGCAGAGUGGGAUGGAAGCAUCUGGAACCCUAAUGGCAUUGACCCCAAGGAGCUGGAAGACUACAAGCUGGCAAACGGUUCAAUUGUCGGCUUUCCCAAGGCCACACCCUACGAAGGCAGCAUCUUGGAGGCUGAAUGCGACAUUUUGAUUCCUGCUGCUAGUGAAAUGCAACUCACCAAGAAGAAUGCCCACAAGAUCAAGGCCAAGAUCAUUGCUGAGGGAGCCAACGGCCCCACCACCCCUGAGGCUGAUAAGAUAUUCCUUGAAAGGAAUAUCAUGGUGAUUCCUGACAUGUAUCUGAACGCAGGUGGUGUGACUGUCUCCUACUUUGAGUGGCUGAAGAACCUGAACCAUGUCAGCUACGGCCGACUGACUUUCAAAUAUGAGAGAGACUCCAACUACCACCUUCUCUUGUCGGUGCAGGAGAGUAUGGAGAGGAAGUUUGGAAAGCAUGGUGGCGCCAUCCCUGUCAUCCCAACCUCUGAAUUUCAGGCCAGGAUUGCUGGAGCGUCUGAGAAGGACAUUGUGCACUCUGGACUGGCCUACACCAUGGAGCGCUCUGCCAGGCAAAUUAUGCGCACAGCCAAUAAGUACAACCUGGGGCUGGAUCUGCGGACAGCGGCUUACGUCAACGCCAUCGAGAAAGUCUUUAAAGUGUACAACGAGGCUGGCCUCACUUUCACAUAGACACCUGCCUGGAUCUGUCUGCAUGUCCGUCCAUCCAUCUACGCAGACACACUACAUCUUCACUGCCUCCUCCCCAGCCAUUAUUCUUCAGUUUACAUUUAGCAUAUUCAUAUAUACUGUUUGUAUGUAUUGUGUAUGGCAUGUGUACUGUACCAUAUGGCAAGUUUUUUCUUCCAUCACAGCCUUUAUCCGCUCCAUAGCAUCGUCAUUCUUCCAACACAUCGUCAUUUCCAUCUCCUCUGAGAGUAAUAUCUUAAUCCUAAACUGUCUAAGAAUGAUGGUAUUUAUACUGUAUAAUGGACAGUAUGGUAAUCUAUGUGAUAUCAUGUUCAGGGAAGGUUAAACUCCAUCUCCACAACACGUCAUAUGCAAGGAUCCGUCCAGCCUUAAUAUUUCACAGCAGUCUAUAAAACACAAGCACCUUUUUUAAAAGGACUUUUUCUCUAAAAACCAAAGGUCAAUACUGAAGGCAAUGCAUGGACAAUGAUCUCAGGCUUUUAUAUUUUAACAAAUUGCACAGAUGCAUAUUUAUCUGUUCUUGUACUCGGCUUAUGCUUUUAUUAUUAAAAAUAUCUAUUAUGGUAUUUUUCCUAAUUAUGCAAUAUAUUAGGCUCUAAUAUGUCUAAUAUAAAAUUGUUAAUAUCUGUCGCCCAUUGCUUUCAAGGUGAAUGAUAUGAACCAUGUCUUAAUGGUAAAAAACAACAACAACAAUGUAUCAUCUAGUAUGUAUACAAAAGUGAUUUUGAUUUGGGAACAAAUGGUUUAUUGUCUUAAACAUGUAAAGCAGUAAAUAUGAAGCGACUUUGAAUCUGUAUGGGAGGAGAAUUUAUAUGGCUUUGUUUAAGAUAAAAUAUAUCGAAAAUGUA